Larimichthys crocea (large yellow croaker) is the source of this 3140-nucleotide messenger RNA. It is a transcript of the gene tefa, whose product is annotated as TEF transcription factor, PAR bZIP family member a. The record is from RefSeq and is a predicted model, not a curated record. Gene Ontology annotation, molecular function: DNA-binding transcription factor activity, RNA polymerase II-specific; RNA polymerase II cis-regulatory region sequence-specific DNA binding. Gene Ontology annotation, cellular component: nucleus. Bases 241 to 1176 code for a protein of 311 amino acids. The transcript is spliced from 5 exons. Gene Ontology annotation, biological process: regulation of transcription by RNA polymerase II. Lineage: Eukaryota; Metazoa; Chordata; Actinopteri; Sciaenidae.
AGGGGGUUGUAACGAGGGGGUGCGGCUUGUUUCUUAACACCAAAAACCUCCCGACGAAAUUUUCCAAACCAGCGGCCCAUCGACAGCAAGUUACCGGGUGAUGUUUUGACGGUCGUUGAUACACUUUAGCGUGGAUUUUAAACAUUUGAGACAGCCUCGGGCGGACUGGAUAGCUAAAAUUAACGGAGCUUCUGUGUCUUGUCACUGCGUGGACAGCGUUACCACAACAAGCGGGGCAAAAUGUCCGGAGAGCCGGCUCGCAUCACACUGAAAACGGCCAAAGGGGCGCCGAGUUCAUUCCCGGUGGUUUUAAAGAAAAUAAUGGAAAUGCCUCCGCCGAAUAUACUGGACGACGACGACGACACCGACAAGGAAAAGCUGGGUGUGGGAGAUAGUAUUGACCUGCUCGGGGGAGGCAGCGAUAUGGGUCCAUCAGCCGCCCUGACUCCGGCUAUCUGGAACAAAACCAUUCCCUAUGACGGUGAAAACUUCCACUUGGAGUACAUGGACAUUGAGGAGUUCCUCAUUGAGAACGGCAUCCCCACCAUGCCCGACGAAGACUCCCCAGACACGAAGACGGAGAAAGUAAAGCGGAAGGGCACCAAAUCAGCAAACAUGUCCUCAUUGGCUCUGAUGCCCAUUCAGGACUUGGACAAGAGUGACAAGGAAUUGCUGAUCAUCACCAAGAGCGACUCUGAUAUCAUCUGUGAUGUUACAACAGAGGUGACCACUGACUCUGACAGAGCAACACCCGAGCCCGUCUGCCCGGAUGAGAUCGAGGUCGAUGUCAACUACGAGCCCGAUCCCACGGACCUGGUCCUGUCCAGUGUGCCCGGAGGCGAGCUGUUCGACCCUCGCAAGCACAAGUUCUCAGAAGAAGAGCUGAAGCCGCAACCUAUGAUCAAAAAGGCCAAGAAGGUGUUUGUGCCGGAGGAACAGAAGGAUGAUAAAUACUGGCAGAGAAGGAAGAAGAACAACGUGGCCGCCAAACGGUCACGUGAUGCACGCAGGUUAAAGGAGAACCAGAUCACCGUCCGAGCGGCUUUCCUGGAGCGCGAGAACACAGCGCUGCGGACGGAGGUCGCCGAGCUACGCAAGGAGUGCAGCCGCUACAAGAACGUCGCGAGCCGCUACGAAGCCAAAUAUGGAGCGCUUGACGUGCCGGAAGACCAGUGAACAACACUUUGAUUUAUUUGUUUAUUUUUCUCAUGAAUUAAUAAAUCAAAACGCUAGAAAUUGAUUGAGAAGAUGAAGAAGAGGAGAAGGAGGAGAGGUGCAUGUGUGAGGGCAUGACUGAUGUUGCCAUGGAGAUGCAGUAGUGUGCACCUGAUAUCUAUUUUUAUUUCUUUUUCGUUUUGUGUAAUGAAUUGUGUUUGCCAUCUGAGCGAUACCAGUGUGCGAGGAUAUUAAAGUGCUUCUUCAGUGCACCGCUUUAAUGAGGUGUACCUUUUAUGUUUUGUAUGCCUUUGGCCGAAUGACAGCAUUUGAUUAUUUUUUAUCUUUUUAAAUGACCCGGAAACGCAAUGGUAUUAUAUUAGAUUGUUUAGUCAUUAUUGUAGUAGUGACAGGUUUCCACGAUUUUAACCAGUUCUGAAACCCGCGUCCAUUUUAAUUUUCAAAUUUGGGCUUUUCUUUGCCCACAAAAACAUUUGACUGUGACAUUUCCAAUGAUUUAAACUUCUUCAGGGGUUCACUGUGACGUGGGGAAAAAAAUACAGCCACGUUUACAUCUUUUCAUGUACAGUACGAGUACUCCUGACCAGCAGAACAGAGCUGUACAUAAUCGUUGUUGUGUUUCGUUAAACUGUGCGUGUCUAGCUGUCCGCAGUUUUGGACACCUGCGUUGCCUCUCAGCGGGUGCUUGAUGUUGAUUUGUUCAUGUACGUCAAUAAAGCUUCAGUAUUGUGUAGAAUCACUGAUCCAUGUACUGUGAAUAGUCAUAGCCUGACAUUAUACUUCAUAGACUUCAAACAAUGAAAUGUAGGAGCUGGCAUCUCUCUUUUGAACUGACAUUUGCCUCCAUUAUGACCCGAUGUUUGAUGUCUGAAAAUCUGUUUAAGACUGGCUGCCGGAUGCUGACAGGACUUUAAUUUCAUUAAAGGCAGCUGGAGGGGAAAUGUUGGACUUGUGAAGCCUAAAAACUCACAAACAAGGCUUAACCAAGCUCCCACUUUCCUGUUAUUCACAAUAUAUUUCUUGAAGUGAGAAAUCACAAACGUGUGUCUGGUGGUGUAUGUGCACACAUUUAUCACCCAACAUUUCUUUCUGAGGCUGGUGUCUGUUGCCAACAGUUUUUUUAUUUAUUUUUUUUCAAUCAUUUUUUGACCACAAAACAACAAUGGGUGCAGACUGUUUCUCUCAUCAGAACUCUUAAACCAAUAAAUCUUAAAGCCAUCUCAGAGCAGUCAAUCUGCAGGUUUACAGGGCACAUCCUAAAUUAAAGUAGUGACUUUAAACACAGGAUUAUUUUUACUGUCCACUUCUGUCAAAAAGAGGAAACUGAUAGUUCGCUGCUGUGUACCAUUAAUAGACCAUAACAUUUCAUUUAUUCUGCAUUUUUAACCAAAAUAAAUGUCAUAUCGUGGUCCUUUCUUUAAAAAUAAUGUGUUAAAAGUUCUUUUUUUUUUUUAAAACAUCACAGUGUGCAGUAAAUACAGCUUGAUCUGGUCUUAUAUCGUGCUUUUUGUUCACAUUAACAGACAAAUAAUCUUUGUUGUGGAGUAAAACUUACAGUCAGGGUUGUCACAUUUGUCCACAGUGGUUUUUGUGGAAACUAUUUUACUCCCAAUGUCGUUGAUUUCAACACAGGGGCACAUUCUCAAUCAUAAGGUCGGUCUUAAAUUUGAAUUUUUAAUCCUGACAUGAAUGAUAAUGAGCUCCCUGGCUCGUUUUAGUUUAUUUAAAAAAACAAUGUUUUCUCCUGUCUUAUUGUAUGUUUUAUUAUAUGUUUUCUGCUGUAAUAGAGAUUACAUCUGCCUUCUAUCUGGAACAGGUCAAUUUGUUAACUUUAAGGGAUUGUGUUUAACCUUCCUGGUUCCGUCUUUGUAUUUCUUUGUAAAUAAAAAUCUUGACAUUUUGAGUGUGGCUACCUUUUGUGUCAUGUAUGUACAGUAUGUAUAAAUAAAGCCUUGUUGAGAACA